GGAAAGAAAAAUGGCUGUCAAGAGAUGGGGACGGAAGGAUUCACACUCCUCCUCCGAGGGGAAUAAGUGACAUGAACGUUGCUGCACUUAUGACGGAAUAUGGUAGCCAUUGGAACACCAAAAGAGUGGAGGAACUCUUUUCUGAAAAGGAGAGCCAAGCCAUAUUGGCGAUUCCGCUAAGCAAGAUUCGGAGGCUUGACAGUUUCUGGUGGCAUACGGAAGCACAUGGGCAGUAUACAGUCAAAAGCGGAUAUAGAGCUUUACAAGGGGAGAUUACUGCUGCUGACAGGCUAGAGUGGACUGCCAUGUGGAAUUUAUUUAUCCCAGGUAAAAUUAAGCACUUCUUUUGGCCGGAGGCUAAUGAGCGGGACUCUUCCUACCGCUAAUAGAUUGAUUAAGAAAAGGGUGAUCAUGGGGACAAAUUGUGUUUUAUGUGGGGAGGAAUUAGAAUCAGAACUUCAUUUGUUUCGGGAUUGUCGUGCUAGUGAGGAGAUAUGGGCAAUUGGGAAUUAAAUUUGUAAGGCUAGGUGAUUCUCUAGACGAGUGGAUACAAGCUUGUUUUAACAACUUCCAGACUGAAGAAUUAUGUUUGUUUAUCACUACACUUUGGAGUGUAUGGAAAUCUUGCAAUCAGGUAAUGUGGAAGCGUAGGGGUUUCAAUUGGCAGCAAGUUGUGGCAGCAGCAAAUUCGAUGCUACAAGGAUGGAGGGAGGCCCAACUAUGGAGCAGAGUUGCGGCACAGGACAGAAAAGGGACGGAGUGUUGGAGCAAGCCACCGCACGGAGUGGUGAAAAUAAAUGUAGAUACUGCACUUGAUUCUAGAAAGUGUAAACGGGCUUGGGGGUGGUUAGCGAGAGACUCAAAUGGCAAUUUUCUAAAGGGGGGAAGCCAAACUUGUAUAGCUAAUUGGCCGGUAAGUGUGACCGAAGCCAUUGGAGUGCGGGAAGCUCUGGUGUGGGCUAAACGACAAGGUUGGUCCAGAAUAGUGUUAGAAACCGACUCGCUUACGGUUGUUUCGAGAUUGUUGGAGGAGGAAGGAAACUCUUAUCUAGACAUGGUUAUUGAGGAAAUUAGACGAAACAUCUCCGAUGGAGAAAAUAUUGAAGUCUAUCAUUGUAAGAGGUCCGCAAACAGGGUAGCUCAUUCUCUUGCUCGGGAAGCCCUGGCAAAGGCGGAUGAGUUUAUACUUUUUAAUUCCAUUUCUGAUUGUAUUUUAAGCCAUUUGGCUAACGAUUGUUUGAAUUAAUUUGAGCAAGUGUUUUAUUUCAAAAAAAAAUUACUUUAUUGAAGCA
Molecule: messenger RNA, 1292 nt
Organism: Cuscuta epithymum
Lineage: Eukaryota; Viridiplantae; Streptophyta; Magnoliopsida; Solanales; Convolvulaceae
Source: the annotation of a GenBank genome assembly